CACUGUUUAUUUGAGAUGCCAAACUUAACGGGGCAUCCUGGAUUUUUAUUUGCUAAAUCUGGAGCCCUACCUCCCCACCCACCUACCGCCCUCCUCCCUAAGCACUCGCCUCGUCCUACCCGGAGCCCCAGGCUCCAUUGCUCCGCGGUCCGCUCCAGGAGCCCCCGUCCCCGUCUCCCGCCUGACCUUCGCCUUGCCCCCGGAGCAGCCCGGACCCUGCGGCGCCCGGAGCUGCCCCGCCGCAUCUCACGCCACCUCGGCCCGCAGUGCGCCCGGCUGCCCAGCCCCGGGGGCCGCACCCGACCCUGCCCGCAGACGCCCCCGGCCGUCCCCCGAGGUCGCGCCUCGCCCCGCCACCCCUGCGGGCCUGGCGUCCCCCUCCCCCGCCCCGUCGGGCGCGGCGCGCAGGCGCAGGCACGGAGGGCGGGCGCGGGCGGAAUGGGGACUGCAGCGGCGGCAGCGGCGGCGGCAGGGGAGGGGGCGCGCAGCCCGAGCCCCGCCGCCGUGUCGCUCGGCCUGGGCGUGGCCGUGGUGUCGAGCCUGGUGAACGGGUCCACGUUCGUGCUGCAGAAGAAGGGCAUCGUACGGGCCAAGCGGCGAGGUACCUCCUACUUAACGGACAUUGUGUGGUGGGCUGGCACAAUUGCAAUGGCUGUUGGCCAAAUUGGAAACUUUCUGGCUUACACGGCAGUCCCCACAGUCCUCGUGACUCCCCUGGGUGCCCUCGGAGUGCCAUUCGGGUCCAUUUUAGCUUCUUACCUUCUGAAGGAAAAGCUCAACAUCUUGGGCAAGUUGGGGUGUCUGCUGAGCUGUGCAGGUUCCGUGGUCCUGAUUAUCCACUCCCCGAAAUCUGAGAGCGUGACGACGCAGGCCGAGCUGGAGGAGAAGCUGACCAAUCCAGUGUUUGUGGGCUACCUGUGCAUCGUGCUGCUCAUGCUGCUGCUGCUCAUCUUCUGGAUUGCACCGGCCCACGGGCCCACCAACAUCAUGGUCUACAUCAGCAUCUGCUCCUUGCUGGGCAGUUUCACCGUGCCUUCCACCAAGGGCAUUGGGCUGGCAGCCCAAGACAUCUUGCACAACAACCCGUCCAGUCAGAGAGCCCUGUGUCUGUGCCUGGUGCUCUUGGCUGUGCUGGGCUGCAGCAUCAUCAUCCAGUUCAGGUACAUCAACAAGGCGCUGGAGUGCUUCGACUCCUCUGUGUUCGGGGCCAUCUACUACGUGGUGUUCACCACCCUGGUCCUGCUGGCCUCGGCCAUCCUCUUUCGGGAGUGGAGCAACGUAGGUCUGGUGGACUUCCUGGGCAUGGCCUGUGGAUUCACGACCGUCUCUGUGGGGAUUGUCCUUAUACAGGUGUUCAAAGAGUUCAAUUUCAACCUUGGGGAGAUGAACAAAUCCAAUAUGAAAACAGACUAGGAUGCAGCGGGGUUGAGGGGCUCAAGAACAGGCCUUGGAGGUGGUUCCUGCUCCUGAUUGGAUGUGAAGUAGAAGAGACCCUCAAUCCCUGGAGUUAGACUUGCCUGUGUACUAACGGGUGGCCUGCUGGACAGUGGGGAGCCUGGCUCUGCACCAGAGUGGGGGCCCAGCCCGAAGCUCCCCGACACUUGCCUGGGCAUCAUCUCUCUCUGAUGAGACGAAUUGCAUUUUCAUUUCCAUUAACCUGGAAGCUUUCAUGACUACUCUUCCCCUCUAAAACAUUUUAACAUUAUUUAAACAGAAACUAAACAUGGGCUCUUUCUGGUUAGUCUCUGUAAGAGAGCAGAUAUGCUUAUGUAGAAGGUUACUUUGGAAAUGGGAGAAAUUGUCUUGAUAUCUGCCUCUGUAUAGUAAGUAUGCCUGUAGUUGUGUUGGUUUGCAUUAAGCAUGUAUCACAUUCAGGUACCUCAUCCAAAUAAGUAUGUACAUUGAAUUGUUUUUAUUCCUUUAACAAGGUGACUCUCUCCUCCCACACACCCCCAGACAUUUUAAUAGCAAAAAGAGAGAGAAGAGGUAGGGCAUUGAUGAUGCAGUGUUCCAUCGGCAGGAUGACUUCACAAUAGCUCAAAUCAAUUUCAGUGCCUUUAUCACUUGGAUUAUCCACUUAAUUUGACUAUUACUCUGUAUAUUCUUUUAGAUUAGAAUGAUGCAACUUCUUUGGUUAUACCUUACUAUUUCAAUAUUCAAAUUAUAAAUAUGUAAAGCAAUUAGAAAUAAUAGUACAUUCGUUGGAAGGUAGUCAAGACUAAAGACCCAUUAGAGCAAAUUGACCUGUUUAGCAUGUAGUUAUUGUUCUCUUAAAGACAAUUGGCUAAGUAGCAUGAAGUAUUUUUAUUUGCAUUCGAUCUAUGUAUUUGAGAUCCAGUGUCAAAUAUGUACACCUUUCUUUUAGCAAGCAUUUGUGGCCAUACAGAAGAAAUAAAUUAUUUAGCUUGAAAUAAGGCUGUUUAAGUGAGAGAGUUAACAGCUCAACAGCACAUAUAUUGAGUGCCCUGUGAUAUGGGAGCAUGUUAAGGGACAGUUGGCUAGCUUCUACAAAUUGAAACGCACAGAAUUUUCCAAAGAAUUUCCAGCAAAAAUGAAAACAUUGUUGUUUGAGAGGGCAAAGCAUCCUAGAGUUCCUCACCCAGCCUCUCAUUACGCUUUCCAAAUGCAAAGUAGCCAUUGAUUAUUUCAGGGUUUGCAUCAAAAAAGCUCAUUCUUCUGUCCAUGGUAACCUUCCAUAUGUCUUUAUGGAAGCAAAGCAUGAAGUGAUAAAUAGUUCAUUGCGAUAUAUACUUCAUGUCUAAUGCUCUAAUCUAUGUAGGAAGUUAUGCCAAAUUGAAAAAUGAGAUUGAGUAGAGUAGGUGAAGUAGAAUAUGCCAUUUAAUAAUAUCCAUUUAAAGUUACUCAUUAAGAAAAAAGAUGUUUUUUUUCCUGGCAAAAGUAACAUUUCUUUUUAUUAUUAUAAUUUUUAAAAAUUAUUUCUAAAGUAAAGAUCCAAGGAAUAGUUGCCUAAAGUGUUUAAUAAGAAAGGUAUAUAAAAUAAGACUACUGCGAUGUAACAUAGACUAUAAAACACCUCUUUGAAUUAAAAGUACCAUAUUAUGAUGCUAGGUUGUAGCGAUUUGUGAAUUAAGAGCAGCAAGAAAAUUUUUUUAAGAAAAUUUUAAAACAUUCUUCGUUAACUUAUAGUUAAUAUAUACUCAAAAAGUUGAUUAAUCUUUUUAUCAGCUCUUGAUGUUUUUUUUUUCAUCACCAGUGUUUUUAGAAAUACAGACCUUAACUUAUUGAACUGAACUUUCUGAUGAUGUAAUGUAGCAGAAUCAGUAUACUUGUAGGCAUAAAAUGGUUUUCCUGCUUAAGGAGUUUAAGGUGGUCAAAGAACCUAUGUUGCUAUAAAGGUAUAAUGAGGAAAUUCAUGUGUCAAAUGGAAAAAUCAUGAUUAUUUUGCUACAGCUUCCAUGUAACACUUAAAUGCACCUAUUGCUGUAUUUUAUUAUAUUUUAGUUCACAAUUAUACUAUGGAUACUCAGAGGUGAUAUUGUUUUUUGGGCAAUACUCCCUGUGAUUUUUAAACUGAAACAGAAUUUCAAAGUAUUAUUGGCUCUUCUCCUCUUUAUGACAGGCCCUAGAACAGGUAGAAUUUCCAAGGUUUAGAUCCAUUCAGCAGAUGGCUCCGGUAGGAUACACAGCCUUUGUUCCAAAGGGAACGGUGCAUAGCACUCAUUGUUUUUCAGCUAGCCUCCAGGUGGUUGACAUGAUAGCUAUUUAGCUGUCCAAUUUUUAAGUUUAACAUAGAACUUUUAAAUUCUGACUUAAUAGUCUUUGUUUUACAGUUCAUAUUUUCAUAAUUCAUUUGGAAAUGCCAAGAAUAUAGAAUCCCCAAAGUGAGAGCUUUGGGGAAGGGCCUGGAAUAGGGAUACAUCUCUUAUUGGCCUUUCAGAAAGUAAAUGCAUGCAAAACAUUUUCACCAUGACAUGAUUCUUUGGGUAUCAUCUCUGAUAAAGUGAAGAAAAAAAAUACCUACUGUAUACUUGUUUUCCAGCUCCUUUAAAAUUGAAGGCUUUUAAUCACAAUUUGCAGAUUUAUUCUUGGUAGAUAUUUAAAUAGGCCCUUUCUCAUUUGAGUCUUUGUAUCUUAAAAGACUGCCACUUGUUCUGUUUAUGGAUCUAGUGUAGGACUGAUUCAGGAUUCUGACCCAAACCCUGGACAAAGUAAGUGUUCUGCUGGUCCGCAUGACCCCUGUGUCUCUGGAGAGAAAGGACAGCCUGCUCCUUGUCACAUGUGGAGAAGGCCUGCCCUGGCUGGGACCUUUGGAAAGAAUCUGGUUUCCUGGUGGCCUUGCUCAUCGCUCAGACUGUCACUACAGUUUUGUCACAUUAGGAUGUUGGUGAUAGAUGUUGCUGCUCUCUGUUCAGCAAUAAGAAAUAUUCUUUCUGUCCUACUUUCAAAGCCAUUUUGUUACACUCAAUUAUAUUUCCUCAGAUCUACCCCAGCAGUAAUGUGUGGGUUUUGUUCUUCCUUGGGUUUCAUGUCUGCCAUGCGAUACAAGAAAGCACUAUUCUAAUAUGUACUUGCUGCUCAUCUUCCUCUGCAGCUCAGCUCACGGUAAAUACUGUGCCUGACUUCUAAAGGCCAGUUCCUAGACUGCUGACGAGCACUGAGAUGCAGUGUCUCCCAGAUGUGGGUGCAUGCUCAGCCCACAGCAAGUGCUGAUGCACACAGUCCACUGCCCUGCUGCACAGUUCUUGUCGGGAGGAUACCUCUUUUCCAAGCUGCUCCACUAGUCUAGAAGAGCGGAGAGAAUGCUCAGAUAGUUCACAGAGCCCCAUCCCUCACUCCUCCCAGAUGCUACUAGAUCCCGUUUAGGCUUCCUGUGACUGUGUAGGAACUUAGGAAGAGUAAGGUCAGUGUAGUCACGACAGUAUGCAUUAGCUUCCAUGGUCUGAAGGAGCUGUCCGUCUCAGUGCAUCUGUUCACCCGUCGUCGAGCAGGACUGGAAGUGAUCUUGGUGUUCUGUCUUCUCAGGGACCAAAAAUGUAUCAUUUAGUCCUUAGCAUUGACCUUCCUCCCAAGGACAUGGCCCAUGUUCGUUUUUUGUAUCUUACUUGUACUCAUAGGUAGAUACUUCUGUUAACUUGAGUUGAAAAGAGAAGAGACCAAUUUGCGCACCAGUUAUUCCACAGGACAGUUUAUCAUAUAAAAUACCUCAAUUUUUUGUAUUUCUCAUUUCCACCUCACAGUUGUACUAGUGAUGAAACUUUAAAGAUCUGUCCUUUACCUGAUAGGCGAAUUUUCACAUCUGGCCAUAUUCUUAUAUCUCCACCGUAUACUUGAAAAGAUUCAGAAUUAUAGGAUCAGGAAUGAGAAUUUGGCCAAAUACCACUACUUGUUUAUUUUCAUAAACAUUUCUCACAUGCUAUUAAAUGUAACAAAAGAAUUAUAUUUUAAGAAAAUGUAACUUUGUACGUUAAAAAUGUUGUCUAGUAAAAAGUUGAUAUUCAGUAGAACAGUGAUCAUGUAAAUAUCUAUUUCAAAUAGACCCAAAGUGAUUUAAAAAAAGAAAAAAAAGAGUCUAGGGCCCAGAGCAUGAGCCAAGGAGGAUUGAUUUCUUCUUUUUUUCUAGUUUUCCCUGAAUUGUACAAAUAUAGGUGAGUCACUUACCUUUCUGUGCCUCAGUUUUUCUACCUCUGAAGGAGUGAGGUGGUUCUCCAAUUGGGUUGUUUCUAAACCUCUAGCACAUUUAGCAGUGUUCUGGUGGCCUCAGAAGAGAGCACCAUGUGCAGACUGUUGGCGAAGUGACACGUGGAAACAUGGACUGCACUGACUGUGGCGUCUGCUCAGGAUCCUGCUGCAGAACACACAGCUUUGGGCACCACAGAAGCCGUGGAAGCACUGAAUGUAAAGUGUGCAUGAAUCCAUGAAGCUUUAAUUUUCCUUUUUUUUUUAAGGAAGGGUUUUAUAUAUUCUAUUGUAAAAUAUGGCAAUUAAACAGACUUUAUAAAAGCAGCACUAACGGAUCACAUUUUGAUGGCGUGAUGAGCUCCUCCGAGGUUCUGUUUGCUCUGUGAUCUGCAGGCUUAAUGACCUACGUAACAAAUUGAUUCUGUUCCACUGAAUUUCUAAUGAAUGUUGCUGAACUUCCUGCUUCCAAGCACAGCUCAACCUUGACUAUGAACUCUGACAACAGGUGAAUGUGAGGAGCUCCCAAACCACUAGUGCCAAAGGGGCCAUUGAAAAAUUCAGAAGUUAUUUUAUUUGUCAGAACCUAAUAAUUUUCCCCAUCCUUUCAUUGUUUUUGCGCCUUAUGAAAACUUAAGUGUGUUGUUUUUCAGUAGCAUUCCUGAGUGUGUUUGCCUUUUUAAAGGAUAACUAUUUUUAUCUUGUAAAAUGGGAUAUAAUCAUGAAAGAGAGGAAGUCUAGAUCAAAACUGUCUAAUGUUGAUGGGUUGCAUAAAAGUUUUUCAUAUAAAUGUAUCAGGGGAGCUUCCAAUUAGCAUACAUAUAUACAUUUAUCAAUGGCUAAGAUGCUUAUAAUUUGCUUUCUAGAAGUAGUCAUAGCAUGUUGUUAUUGCCUUAUGUAAAUAAAAAGGCUAUUUAUUAAGUUUUCCAAUAUUUAUUAAUCUGUAUGUGUUUUAAAAUAAAAUAACUUAUUUCUAGCUGAA
Oryctolagus cuniculus (rabbit) is the source of this 6619-nucleotide messenger RNA. RefSeq names its product NIPA magnesium transporter 1 (gene NIPA1). The record is from RefSeq and is a predicted model, not a curated record. Gene Ontology annotation, molecular function: magnesium ion transmembrane transporter activity. Gene Ontology annotation, cellular component: membrane. Lineage: Eukaryota; Metazoa; Chordata; Mammalia; Lagomorpha; Leporidae. Gene Ontology annotation, biological process: magnesium ion transport.